CAAUGACCCGAGCAGAAGUUACGAAACGCCAAACAAAAUGCGAAUAUUCGGAUAUUUAGCAAAGAAAGUUGGCGAUAUAACUAUAAAAUAUUCGAACCUCCCUGAGUCGUACAUAAAAAGAAGCUACGAACAGGUUUAUUGGAAGAACCCUACAGGUUAUCCCCAAUAUGCAAAGACCCAAAUAGCCCGCAAGCGCUAUCGUUUUACUACAAAUAGACCAUGGUCUGGACAGUUUCAGCAGCAGAACGAAAGAGGCUCACAUAGGAAAAAGGUGUUCUUGGAACCUGUUGGUGAAUGGAGUUUCUUUAAGGGAGACCGGGUAGAGGUUAUGGUGGGAAGGGAUAAAGGCAAGCAGGGCAUUGUGUCGCAAGUCAUACAGGAACGAAACUGGGUCAUCGUAGAGGGGCUCAACACACAUCUGAGAGUUAUUGGGAGAGAUAAAAACUUCCCCGGUGUGACAAUCCAAUCGGAGGCACCACUGUUAGUGACAAACCAGGUGAAGCUGGUAGAUCCAGAGAGCUUGAAGCCUACCGAAAUUGAAUGGCGAUACACGGAGGAAGGUGUAAAGGUGCGGGUGUCCAAAGAGAGCAGUCGUAUAAUACCCAUACCAAAGACCGCUGAAGAGACCAUUGAUUUCAAAAGCAAAGAGUUAUACUUAGAAAAUGAAGAAAAGGACACUAAAGCCGAUGUUGUCACAAAGGUAACGUUUGCACCAAAACUGCGAACAUUCGAAAUGGAUAUCAUGGAAGAUAUGGGCAUAAAGGAGGACAGAGUACCGGCGGAAUCUUAUUGGUACUAACUAAUAAGCAUACGUGAUUCUGUUC
Chilo suppressalis (striped riceborer) is the source of this 824-nucleotide messenger RNA. NCBI's taxonomy places the organism in Eukaryota, Metazoa, Arthropoda, Insecta, Lepidoptera, Crambidae. The record is from the annotation of a GenBank genome assembly.